AUGGCGUCCUCCGAUGUCUUGUCGCAGACUCUCUUCACCAUCACGAACGUGAAGCUCGACCAGCUUGACAAGCAGAAGGCCGCCUAUGAGUCGAGCAAGCGGGCUCUUCUGGAUGAGGCGGCCUCCGAGGGGAACGACCGCACGCGCGCACAGCUCUUCAUCGAAAAGGCCAAGACACUGCCCGCCAUGUCCAAGAUCGGCAAUGGCAGCCUCAUCUCCAUCGACAACCUCAAGCGCUUCGUCCAGCAGUCCGAGUACGACCCCUGCAUAUCAGCAAGCUUCAUCCGCGACUGCGAGAAGGCCGUAUCGCAGGAACUCGACGUGGAAUCCGCAAAGUACCGUUUCGCAGAGUUGUACGGGAAGCUUGUGAACGAAUGGAUCUCCGCUGGCAAGAGCGACGAUCAGAACUCGGAGUCAGGAUUCGUCCCGGUGGGAAGGCAGGAGAUGCACGAGCAGCGGGCGACGUGGGAGGGUUAUGUUUUCCACGCCAAGGAGACGGACGGCGACGCCAUCAAGGAGUACCUGGAACGGCUCUUCUGCUCGUCGUCCAAGGACGUGAAGCGGGCUUUCGUCGACUUGAGGCUUGAUGUGGUGAAGUUCCAGAAGUGGUGGGACGAGCAGACGCAUUUCAACGAGGAUUCGCUGGGCAAUACGAUCCGCGGCCUGUUGCGGACCGACACCCUGACGGACCAGAAGAGGACGAUCUUGAACGACUUCCUCAACAACAAGGUUGUCCUUCGAGAAAUUGCGGACGUGCUGAACAUGCGGAUGCAGACACGGCAGAAAUGGUCCUGGGACGGCGAGAGCACCAUCGACCAGCGACGGCAGCUCAACGGGCGCUACCGCUUCUACCCCGACGACGACCUCCUGCAGUCCAUCUUCAUCCAUCACAUCGGCACUCAGUGGGGCGUCAAGAUGCGCAGUCUCCUUUUCGCCUUCACGGAUCGCCCCGGUGUUGAGAAGAGCGUCGCGACCCCCAUGACCAAGGAAGACGUCCGCCGGCGGCGGUACUUCCUCAACAUGGGCGGCGGCGCGCAGAUCGAGUACGACGACUCGGUGGAGAAGAAACUGGCGAGGCACUUCAAGGACGAGAUCUUCCUGGACCAGCUGCCGCAGACCGCCGACGAGAAACGGGGCGGGUACAACGGCGACGACGGCCUGGAGGACGACAGCCGCAAGGCCCACAUCGCCAUUGUCCAGAACCUACUACACCUCAUCCAGUCCGAGAUCAUCAUCAGCCAGCGCCUCGGCAACGACAUGACCGUCAUCCGCUCCGACUUCAAGUGGUUCGGCCCGAGCGUGCCGCACUCGUCCAUCUUCGCCGUCCUCGAGUUCUUCGGCGUCCGCCCCGACUGGAUCGACCUCUUCCGCCGCAUCCUCGAGUGCCCCCUCCGCUUCAAGCAGGACCCGCCCGACGCCCCGGCCCAGAUCCGCAAGAGGGGCACCCCCCUCAGCACGCCCCUCGCCGACUUCUUCGCCGAGACCAUGCUGUUCUGCAUGGACUUCGCCGUCAACCAGAGCGGCGACGGCUGCCGCCUGUACCGCCUGCACGACGACAUGUGGCUCUGGGGCGGGCAGGAGACGUGCGCGCGGGCGUGGAGGACGAUGGUCGAGUUCGCGGGCAUCACGGGGCUGGAGUUCAACGAGAGCAAGACGGGGAGCGUCAGGAUCGGGGGCGAGGCCGGCAAGAGCAACAGCGGCGGCGAAAGCGAACGGGAGGCGGCGGUCGAGGGCCUGCCCUGGGGCGACGUGACGUGGGGAUUCCUCAAGCUCGACCGGGCGUCCGGGCGCUUCCUCAUCGACCAGAGCAAGAUCGACGCGCACAUUGACGAGCUCCGCCUGCAGCUGGAGGCGUGCGGCAGCGUCUUCGACUGGAUCCAGGCGUGGAACAUUUACGGCGCGCGCUUCUUCGGGACCAACUGCGGCCAGCUCGCCAACUGCUACUCCCGCGCCCACGUGGACAGCACGCUCGCGACGUUCCACCGCAUACAGCAGCGCCUGUUCGGCCGGGACGGCGGCGGGGUCGCGAGGCACCUGGAGCGCGUGGUGGCCGAGAGGUUCCAUAUGCACGUCCCGGACGGGUACCUCUACCUCCCCGCGUCCCUGGGCGGCCUGGGGGUGCAGAACCCCUUUAUCCACCUGUACCUCAUCCGCGAGGGCGUCGAGGAGGACCCGAACGAGAUCAUGGACAAGUUCCUGGAGGAGGAGGAGGCCGAGUACCGCAGCUUCAAGGCGCGGUACGAGGAGGCGGACCCGGUGGACUUUGCCCGGCGGUCCUCGUGGGGGUCGGUCGACUGCGCGGACCUGCGGGACGAGCCCUUCAUGAGCUUCGACGAGUUCACGCGGCACCGGCGGCGGACGUCGGCGGGGCUGGGCCGGGUGCUCGACAAGCUGCGACAGCUGCCGGAGCCCAAGCCGAUCGAGCUCACGGGGGACGUGGAGGCGGCGCUGGGGUCGGCGCCGGAGGGCUGGUACGGCCUCAGCGGGUACGAGCAGUGGGUGUGCGGGCUCUACGCCAAGGACAUGAUUUCGAGGUUCGGCAGUCUGGUGAUUGUGGACAAGGGCCUCCUGCCUACGGGGUUGCUGGACAUGUUGAGGCAGAGUCGAUUCAAGUGGCGCGGCUGA
Messenger RNA from Colletotrichum karsti, 2625 nucleotides. RefSeq lists its product as uncharacterized. Bases 1 to 2625 code for a protein of 874 amino acids. The transcript has a single exon. NCBI's taxonomy places the organism in Eukaryota, Fungi, Ascomycota, Sordariomycetes, Glomerellales, Glomerellaceae. The record is from RefSeq and is a predicted model, not a curated record.